GAAUCCUGUCAUCCGUCGGCGGAUUUGGCCGUUUAGUCGCGUGAAGCGAAUCAAGGAACGUGCCAGGAAUAACGCGCCAAAUCCUCGCCAUCCAAUUUACGAGCCGUAAUUAGUCGCCUAAGUCGCGCUACGUCGAUUUGAAUAUCUUUAGUCUUUGAAAAGCGAAAGGAAAAUCGAGCAAUUAGCCCGGAAAUUGUAAGGUGCAAACGCGCGGAGAAAGUUGGCCAAAAGUGCAAAUUGUUUUCGAGUGCUUUUGCAAAAGAAGGGCGCGAAGUGCAGUCAAGAAAGUUGGUGGUGCGAACCGUAAAUGUGCAAAUGGAGGCGAUGGAAAAAGCGAAUUGCUGGGCUCCGCUAAUGGGUUUAAUGACAGACAAGGAAUCAUAAGAAUUCAUUGCCCCCGUCCCAAUCGAUUUUCACAUUUCCCCGAGCCUGAGUUCUGAGCUUAGCUAUCAAUUUCGUACUCCUAACCCCCAUCCCACCCACUGCAAUAUAAUAUGCCUUUAAAAGUGUUUUAGGUGCGCCGAGCCACGCUUCCGAACCACUUCCCUCCCCUCAUCAUUCAUAAAUAUCCAUAUAUCUAUCGUAUCCAAGAAGUAGACAGACGAUAAUAUAGUAUUCGCUGCCACCCGCUGCAACUAACUUUAUUUUCAAAUCGUGUCAAACCGUCGGGCCGCGCAAAUAAUAAUAUCUAUAAAACUGGGGGAAGUCAGCCCCCUCCCUCCCCCCACACUCAUCAACAAACUUGUGUGUUGCCAAAGUGCCAAAGAAGCGAAACUUUGAAACCGGAAACCCGAAACCUUGCCACUUCCUACGUUUCGAAUUGGUUUUAUUUUCGUGACAAACUUUUAAUAGCAAUAUUAUUGAAAUGAAAUGAAACGGUAAUGAAGACGAAAUUCGUCUGGGUGAUAUAUUUGCAAGAUAUAUUUGUGAGCUCGGCGGCACGAAGGCUCCAUUCCCAGGCAUUCGACACCGAAAACGAUUUGAACACAAAGAUACAUCCGCGUAUCUGCAAUCGACAAUUGACAACUGACAGGUGAUUUCGUGCGCGGAUUUGCAGGCAAUUAGUUACCGAUUUCUGAGUGGCCAUGAACACAGGCAACAGCUCCACCGAUUGCCCCCACCGCCAGCAGUUGGAGCACACGCUGCUCCACUGCCAGACCGAGUCGGAUCUGCUGCAGGCCACCCGGGAUAAUUACCUCAGCAUCAUCGAUGAGUUCAAAAGGGAUCUCGAGGAGCUGACCGAACAGGUGGAGCAGCAGCAGCAGCAGCUGCAGCAGAGCUCACUAGCCAGCCAAUCCUGCCCAGAGCCCGAGCUCCACUUCGUCGCUCCGUCACGGAUCAACUGUGAACUGGAGAUACAAAACGAACACCUUUCCUGCCAAGUCGAGGGACUGCAGGAAAAUCUAAAGGAUCGAGAUAACCAGAUUAGCCAGCUGCAGACCAUGAUCAAUAGCUACUCCGAUUUCAGCGAGAACAAUCGGCUCAAAGAAGAGAUGCAUGUCCUCAAACAGAAGAAUUGUGAUCUAUCCCGCCAACUGCGGGAACUCCCUUCCCUGCUGAAAACCCAAGAAGAUCAAAGCGUGGAGCUCUGCACGAAGUACGAAAGCCUGAUGGCCAGCUUCGAGGAUCAGUGCCAGGAGCUCAAGGGCGCCAAGAGGAAAGCGCAGAGCCUGCAAACGCGACUGGAUCAGGUGGAGCAGCUGCAGAAUGAGCUGAGAACAGAGCGCAAAAUCCUGCGAGAGGAGGUGAUCGCUUUGAAGGAGAAGGAGGCUGUGUCCGCGGGACGUGAUCGGGCACUUCAAGAGCAACAAAAGAGUGCCCAGUUGGAGAUGGAGAAGAUGCGCGAUCUUGUUCGGAAAAUGCAGGGCCAUCUGCAGCUGGAUGACAUCCGGCAUCGCGAAAGUAUCCAGCGGAUGAACGAGACAACUGAGUCUCUGCGGGAGGAGUUGCGCAUCAUUUCGGAAAAUUGCCAGCAAAUGCAGAUCCGCCUAAACCAACAGACCGAAGUUAACCAGCAGCAGGAGCAGAUUAUCGACUCCUUUCGAAAAUGGAAGGAUGCCCAGGUUAGAGCCGAUGAGGCGAUGCGUCAUUGCGCCAAGCGGGCCGAGGAACACAUCCACAUGCUGUUGGAAGAAAACCGGACGUUGGCCGAGGAUUAUCGCAAUCUAUUCCGGGACUACAAGCUUUUGGAGACGGAGAUAAAGAGAGUUAAGCAGGCUGUCAACUGCGCGUCCAGUUCCGCGAUAAAUUGUCCACCUCCGACAAGUGGCGGUCUGGCCAAUCCCGAGGCAGGGAACGAUAUGGCCAGGCGAUUGCAGAACUUGACCAGCACCUCCCAGCGGAUUUUUAACCAGAAUCAGACUAUAAGCGAUCAGUACUGCAACCUAUUGAUCUCAGGAAGUCCAGCUGGAAUUGGGCAACCAGUGGCCCAAUCCAUAUUGCGGCGUACUCGAUCGUCAGAGGGUCAGUCGUAGGAGUCGCCAGGAUUUGCAUGCCCCUCCUCCUUCCAUUUAAAAAUCGUUCUCACCCAAAAUCUCUAUGCCAUCAAGACUUUGGAGGCGCGUAACUUGUAAAUUAUCUUUGUAAAU
Molecule: messenger RNA, 2588 nt
Organism: Drosophila sechellia
Lineage: Eukaryota; Metazoa; Arthropoda; Insecta; Diptera; Drosophilidae
Gene: yuri
Product: yuri gagarin
Exons: 7
Coding region: 1086-2474 (462 amino acids)
Source: RefSeq, a predicted model, not a curated record